UUAAAAGUAGAAAAAAAAAAACUUGUUUUCAAAACCAACGACACAAUGUCUCUGAAAGGGAAGUUGGAGGCUGAUGUAGAAAUCAGUGCUUCAGCUUCAAAGUUCCAUGAAAUGUUCCACAAGAAACCACACCAUAUUUCCAAUGCUUCUGUUGACAAAAUACAAGAUUGUCAGCUACACGAUGGUGAUUGGGGCAAAGUUGGUUCUAUUAUCUGUUGGAACUACUUUCAUGCGGGGAAACCUGAAGUGGCAAAGCAGGUGAUUGAAGCAGUGGAUGAGGAGAAGAAUUUGAUCACUUUCAAGAUGAUAGAAGGAGACAUUAUGGAUCAUUAUAAGAACUUCAAGUUCACAAUGCAAGCAACUCCAAAGGGUAAGGGAAGUGUGGUUCACUGGACUUUGGAAUAUGAAAAACUCCAUGAAAACAUUCCAGAUUCAUAUUCCUUGCUUGAGCUUGUUAUGGGCAUGUCCAGAGACAUUGAUGCUCACCUCAUCAAGGGCAAUUAGAAACCAUGACCAACAAGAUUUCUACUCUAUGCUAAAUAAAAUUGCUUGUAUCAAUUCUCUUUGUGCAUGUUAUGUAUUCAUGCCUUAGGGAAUUGUAAAGUAUACUAUA
Messenger RNA from Momordica charantia (bitter melon), 613 nucleotides. Its product is annotated as MLP-like protein 43. The record is from RefSeq and is a predicted model, not a curated record. NCBI's taxonomy places the organism in Eukaryota, Viridiplantae, Streptophyta, Magnoliopsida, Cucurbitales, Cucurbitaceae. Gene Ontology annotation, biological process: defense response.